AUGUCUGCGAAGUGCGACGAUGAACAUGGGUCGUCUUACCGAUCCCAAAUAAUCAGUUUAUUGGAGAGUCGGGAUCGAAAACUGCGACAAGUACAGAACAUGUUCAAGAACUAUUCAUUUCUCGCCGAACAGUUAAACCGGAGCAGGCGUGUCCGAUCCCAAAAUAACGGGAGUUUUGACUCUAAGAGCGAUGCCUCCCUUGAGAUCCAGCAGAUGAAAGAAGAAUUGGCGUCCGUUUACAAGCUCAAAAGCAAGAACGAUCAAGAUUUGAUCGAAGCCAACCGAAGACUAACAGAGUCUGAAACGCGGCUCUCUUCGCUCCAAACAGAGCGGGAUAUAUUGCUCAAGGACCUCCAGCGAACGCGUGUGAAACUGGAAGGUUUAGAAAACGAAAUCAAUAAACUACAACUGGACAAUACAACUAUAAAUGACGAACGCAUUGCUCUUCUUGCCACCUGCAACACUCUGACCGAAAAGAAGAAAGAGCUGGAAGCUGAGCAGUUUCGAUUGAUGAACAAGGUCCGCGAACUGAGUGCACGACGUGUCGAAUAUAUGAAUGAAGAGGUCGCUCUGCAAGAAGAACGACGGCAGCUGAGAGUUAGAGAGGAAAUCGCACUCGCUUCUCAAGACGCUGUUCGCGAUGAAAACGCCUUCCGGAUAUCGCCAGAUACGUCAGGGGAUGAUCUUCUUGGCGACUUUGUCCCUUCUUCACGCGUUUUUUCGUUUGUGUGCAACGACGGCGAGGUCAACGACGUGGAAUGGCUUGGCGACAACGUGUUCGCCACUGCCGGCAGCGACCAAAAGAUCCGUAUUUGGCGUGCGGGUCCUCACAGCGAGAGCUCUAAGAUGCACACGAUGACUGGCUGCAACUCGGCAGUUACUAGGCUUCAUUUCGACGGCGAGAAACGGCUGCUCUUGUGCUCAAGCAACGACAAAACCUGUCGAGUUUGGAACGUCGACACUCAACGGCUGAUGUGCACUUUGUCUGGACACAUCGAGAAGGUGUCGACGGCACGUUUCUAUAAGACACACGAAGUCAUUUCUGGCUCGUUCGACAGGACGAUCAAGAACUGGGAUCUGGCGGGUCAGCGCUGCCUCAAGACCUACUUCCCCGGGUCUACAGUGCUCGACAUCGUGAGCUGUCGCGGAACCACGACUUCUUCAUUCAUCUCUGGCCACUAUGACAAGAAAGUUAGGUUCUGGGACUCUCGGCAGAUGGAGCCGUUGCGGACAGUCGAGAUGGAGCAGCGCGUCACGUCGCUCGACAUUUCUCUUGACGGCCAACAGCUUCUGUGCUCCACGCGCGACGAAACUCUUUCACUGAUCGACGUUCGCAACUACGGCACCUUGCACAUGUACAGCGCCGAGCAGUACAAGACCACUUCCGACGUCUCGAGAUGCGUGUUCUCCCCGGGGGGAGAGUUCGUCGCUGCUGGCUCUUCUCAAGGCUGUGUCUUCGUCUGGAAUACCAAAACUACGAGACUGGAGAAAGUUCUUCGUGGCGGACAUGAGUUCGUUUUUUAGAUAUUUUUUUUUAUUUUUUGAUUCAUUAUUUGAACACUUUUAAAGAAGGUUUAAAAAUAUGAGAGAGCUUAGGACUUUUGCGCAACAAAAAAACUUGGUUUCAGAGAAAAAAAUUAUUUUAUCUAUUUAUUUUUUUGUUUAAGGUGGACCAGGGAAAAAAAGUGUAACCACGCGCAAGUAAAGAAGUCGAGAACUUCAUUAGAGAUGACGUGAAAAAAAUAAUGAUUUUUCAGAAGUUGGGAAACUUUCGAAUAUUUUCUCAGGCACUCUGAAGUUCUAGAUGCUUUCUACGUUUAAAAAAUUGAUGCACUAAACGUAUUAUUGAGGAAAUUGAAAGAAGAGCGAUUUUGCGAUAAGUUUUUUCGUACAGAACUUUGACAAGUAUAUCUGUUUUAAAGUGGAACUAAAAUUGUGCGCAAAAAUUUACAGUCCGUAUACGAGAGACAAUGAGCAUGUAGAUUUUCAUUAGGACUUUAAUACAAAGCUAGUGGCGAAUCAGUGACAAGUUCUAUUUUUUUCUCAUAUAUGCGACAUCUUUCCUCAAAGAAAUCAUUCAAUAGUUUUCUACUCGAAAUUUUCCAGAUCUCCCAUACUCUCCUUGUCUUGGAACCCGAUGGGUCGUGGACUUCUUAGCUGCGACAGGCUCAAAACAGUAACCUACUGGAAAUAGCUCAGGUACUAGAGACUCCAAAUAUUCCUAUUCUUCUUCAAUUUAGUUCCUUUACCACAAUUUCAUCGCUCGGGGCGCCGCGACAAUUAUCAAUUUGCCGGGUCGAUAG
Caenorhabditis auriculariae is the source of this 2303-nucleotide messenger RNA. The record is from the annotation of a GenBank genome assembly. Lineage: Eukaryota; Metazoa; Nematoda; Chromadorea; Rhabditida; Rhabditidae.